This is a messenger RNA of Planococcus citri (citrus mealybug), 1920 nucleotides long. RefSeq names its product adenosylhomocysteinase (gene Ahcy). The transcript has 9 exons. Bases 253 to 1557 code for a protein of 434 amino acids. Gene Ontology annotation, biological process: L-methionine cycle. Gene Ontology annotation, molecular function: adenosylhomocysteinase activity. The record is from RefSeq and is a predicted model, not a curated record. Gene Ontology annotation, cellular component: cytosol. NCBI's taxonomy places the organism in Eukaryota, Metazoa, Arthropoda, Insecta, Hemiptera, Pseudococcidae.
UUAUUCUUUCGAGUUUCCAAUUUUUUAAAGAUGCACGUUGUGCACUACGUUUUAAAGAAUGGUUUUUUAUUCGAAUUGACGACUUUAGCUCGACUUAUGGGCUCGUUUUAACAUUCAGUGUUUCUUUUCUUUUUGAACUUUGAAAGAUUAAAGUUUCAAGCUCGAAUUUGUUUCAGUUUUAACAGCUAAGUGCUAAGUGUUUGAUCAAGUUGAUAAUUUUAAUCCACUGUCUGUUCCUGUGAUAAUUCUUUCAUGAUGACUUCUGCAGUUCCGUAUAAAGUUGCUGACAUAUCUUUAGCCGAAUGGGGAAGAAAGGAAAUCGCAGUUGCUGAAAAUGAGAUGCCAGGUUUGAUGGCUCUUAGAAAGAAAUAUGGACCUCUGAAGGUUUUGAAAGGUGCUCGUAUUGCAGGUUGCUUGCAUAUGACUCUGCAAACAGCUGUACUCAUCGAAACUCUUAUCGAAUUGGGAGCUGAAGUGAGGUGGUCCAGUUGUAAUAUUUUUAGUACGCAAGAUCAAGCUGCUGCUGCCAUUGCAGCCAAAGGAAUCCCAGUGUUCGCAUGGAAAGGUGAAACUGAAGAAGAAUAUAACUGGUGCAUCGAACAAACAUUAGUAUUUUCUGAUGGAAAGCCUUUGAACAUGAUCCUGGACGAUGGCGGCGAUUUGACUGACAUAGUUCAUAAAAAAUACCCUCAAUUUUUAGACGGUAUACGUGGUAUUUCUGAAGAAACAACCACAGGAGUUCAUAAAUUAUACAGAAUGUAUAAAGAAAAUACGCUCAAGGUACCAGCUAUCAACGUAAACGACUCUGUGACCAAGAGUAAAUUUGAUAAUCUAUACGGAUGUCGAGAAUCGUUGGUCGACGGAAUAAAACGUGCCACAGGUGUCAUGCUUGCUGGUAAAGUUUGCGUCGUUGCCGGAUAUGGCGAUGUUGGUAAAGGCUGCGCACAAUCUUUAAGAUCCUAUGGAGGAAGAGUUAUUAUUACUGAAAUCGACCCUAUCAAUGCUUUACAAGCUGCGAUGGAAGGAUACGAGGUGACAACCAUGGAUGAAGCUAGUAAAAUCGCUCAAGUCUAUGUAACGACAACUGGUUGCAAAGAUAUUAUUUGUGGACGUCAUUUUCUAAAUAUGAGAGAAGAUUCUAUCGUUUGUAAUAUCGGUCAUUUCGACUGUGAAGUACAAGUUGACUGGUUAGAAAAAAACGCUGUUCAGAAAGUCAAUAUUAAACCUCAAGUUGAUAGAUACACAUUGGCUAACGGCAAUCACAUAAUCCUUCUAGCCGAAGGUAGAUUAGUAAAUUUGGGAUGUGCUAUGGGUCAUCCCUCAUUCGUAAUGAGUACUUCGUUCACUAAUCAGGUUCUUGCCCAAAUUGAACUCUGGACCAAACCAACCGACUACAAAGUUAACGUUUAUAUGCUUCCUAAAAAACUUGAUGAAGAAGUGGCAGCUUUGCACUUGGAGCAGUUGGGAGUAAAACUGACCAAACUCACUCCCGAUCAAGCUGAAUAUUUAGGCGUUCCUGCCGAAGGACCGUUUAAACCGGAACAUUAUCGUUAUUAAAAAGGCUACAAAGUUUUAUUUCAAAAAUUUUCCCAGAAAACGUUGCAAUAUUUUUUCUAUAGCUGAAUUUUAUCAUCGAACAUUUUGUGUUAUCGAGUAAUUUUUAAGAACCGUGGAACAAUUUUCGGUGACACGUUAUCAUGAAAAGUAUGUCAUUUUUUUUAAAUGAUCGAUUAAGUUUUUUCUUUUAGAGUUCAUUUUAUCAUUAUUGUCAAGUGGAUGUUUCAUUUUCGAGCAGCACUUAUCGUGAUAUUCAUAUUAAAUUAUUGAUAAUUUUUGAUUGUCAAGUCAAAUUCAAGUUUUUUUUCUUAUAAUGAUGCCUGUUACAUAAUUGAUAUUAUAUCUAUUUGUUGGGACAAAGAA